Molecule: messenger RNA, 1618 nt
Organism: Nothoprocta perdicaria
Lineage: Eukaryota; Metazoa; Chordata; Aves; Tinamiformes; Tinamidae
Gene: PKNOX2
Product: PBX/knotted 1 homeobox 2
Exons: 10
Coding region: 15-1427 (470 amino acids)
Biological process (GO): regulation of transcription by RNA polymerase II
Molecular function (GO): RNA polymerase II cis-regulatory region sequence-specific DNA binding; DNA-binding transcription factor activity, RNA polymerase II-specific
Source: RefSeq, a predicted model, not a curated record
GACGCCCGCCCAGGAUGCACCAUGUCUCCCCGGCGCCGGCUCUGACCAUGAUGGCCACCCAGAGUGUGCCCCCUCCUCCGUACCAGGACACCCCACAGAUGACGGCGACGGCGCAGGCGCCGGCCAAGGCGCAGGCCGUGCACGUCGCGGCACCCGCGGGCGGCAGCGCCCCGGUGCCCGGCGCCGCCACCGAUCCCCAAACCCAGCUGGAAGCCGACAAACGGGCCGUCUACAGGCACCCGCUCUUCCCGCUGCUGACGUUGCUCUUUGAGAAGUGCGAGCAGGCGACGCAGGGCUCCGAGUGCAUCACCUCGGCCAGCUUCGACGUCGACAUCGAGAACUUCGUCCACCAGCAGGAGCAGGAGCACAAACCCUUCUUCAGCGAUGACCCGGAGCUGGACAACUUGAUGGUCAAGGCCAUCCAGGUGCUGCGCAUUCACCUCCUGGAGCUGGAGAAGGUGAACGAGUUGUGCAAGGACUUCUGCAACCGCUACAUCACCUGCCUCAAAACCAAGAUGCACAGUGACAACCUACUCAGGAACGACCUUGGUGGGCCCUACUCGCCCAGCCAGGCCUCCCUCAACCUCCACCCCCAGGAGAUGCUGCAGAGCUCGCCCGCGGCGCUGCCGGCCGCCUCCAACCCUCCGCCGGGCAUCGUGGUGCCCGCGGCCGCCCUCCCGCCAGGCAACCUUGCCAUGAGCGCCGGGAGCUCCCCGUCCGUGCCAGGCGGAGCCCUGUACCAGCCCGUGACGAUGGUGACGUCGCAGGGCCAGGUCCUCGCCCAAGCCCUCGCCCCCGGCGCCCUGCAGAUCCCCAACGCCCAGGUCAACCUGGAUCUCACCUCGCUCCUCGACGGCGAGGACAAGAAGUCCAAGAACAAGCGGGGCGUCCUGCCCAAACAUGCCACCAACAUCAUGCGCUCGUGGCUCUUCCAGCAUCUCAUGCACCCAUACCCCACGGAGGACGAGAAGCGGCAGAUCGCGGCCCAAACCAACCUGACGCUCUUGCAGGUCAACAACUGGUUCAUCAACGCCCGGAGACGGAUCCUGCAGCCCAUGCUUGACGCCAGCAACCCGGACCCAGCCCCCAAAGCCAAGAAAAUCAAGUCUCAGCACCGACCCACGCAGCGGUUCUGGCCCAACUCCAUCGCCGCCGGCGUCCUGCAGCAGCAGGGGGGCAACUCGGGGACGAAUCCCGAUGGCUCCCUGGGCCUGGACAACCUGCAGCCGCUCUCCUCGGCCACGGCCACCAUGGCCAUGCAGCAGGCCAUGCUGGCGGCCCACGACGACUCCCUCGACGGCACCGAGGAGGACGACGAGGACGAGGAGGACGACGACGACAUGGAGGAGGACGAGGACGAGGAGGAGGAGCUGGAGGAAGAGCCCGGCGGCGCCCUCGGCUUGGACCACAGUGACUCGCUGGAGUAGCGAGGCGCCCUCCUCCCGCCCAAACCCGCCGGGAAGCGCCACGGGAAGACCAUUUUGGGGGAAAAAACGAAGAAAAAGGCUCAUUUCACCCCCUCAACGACUGGGGACAAGAGGAUGGCGCCGGGCUCUGCUUGGAAGCAGCGGCUUAGUUAAGUGCAGGACCCAUUCCCAAGGCACAUAUUGUGGCCGUU